Molecule: messenger RNA, 794 nt
Organism: Paramuricea clavata
Lineage: Eukaryota; Metazoa; Cnidaria; Anthozoa; Malacalcyonacea; Plexauridae
Source: the annotation of a GenBank genome assembly
AUGGCUGCUGUUGCUGCUCUUGUACAGAUUGCUCCUGUGGUUGACCACGCUGUCGCUUUGCUUCAAAACUUAGCACAAACGACAGGUCGUUCUCAACAGCAUACUGGUAGAACUCCUUGUAUUGUUCAAAUUCAUUUUUUCGUUUUAGUCUGUUUUCUCUUGAGCGCUCGGCUUCUUUGUGUUUCUUCUCCAACGUGGGUACUAGCCUAAAUGCCUUGUUUGUCCUCGUUAAAUUGAUUUAAGGCACUACAUGUACGUACGUACUGUACUAAAACCAACAAAAACCAUACCAAGAGUAAGAGCGUCUUUGACUACUAAGCCCUAUCCGGAAUUCAAUUUCCGCCAUAAAUUUUCGCAAUUGGUCGUGGGUCCGAGUCAAAGUGGAAAGACGUACUUUGUCCAACAAAUUUUGGAAAACAAUCGUAUCGUGUACGAGGAGCAAAGAAAUAUCCAUACGGGUGGUUCUGAAUGGGGCAGAUUCAGCAAUUUCAAUGGCAUUUUUUGAAGUUGUUGGAGGCGCUGACCGUACGAGUGGUUCUGAAGUGGUCAUUGGUGGUAUUACGGGCGCAGAUUCGUUGACAUCGGUUGAUGGGCCAGGUUCAGCAAUUUCAAUGGCACCCUUUGAAGACGUCGCAUCCGCCGACCAUACGAGUGGUUCUGAAUUGGACAAAUUACGCGAAGUCUCGGUGACUGAGAUAUUGAGCGUCACAUUUGAUGAUACGGCAGUCGCAAUAGGCAUACGGACGGACGAAGCAAUCUUAUGGUUACGUGCACUAGAUGCGAAGAAUUUUUAG